Messenger RNA from Micropterus dolomieu (smallmouth bass), 2416 nucleotides. It is a transcript of the gene slc34a1b, whose product is annotated as solute carrier family 34 member 1b. Gene Ontology annotation, cellular component: apical plasma membrane; vesicle; brush border. The transcript is spliced from 12 exons. NCBI's taxonomy places the organism in Eukaryota, Metazoa, Chordata, Actinopteri, Centrarchiformes, Centrarchidae. The record is from RefSeq and is a predicted model, not a curated record. Gene Ontology annotation, biological process: sodium-dependent phosphate transport; intracellular phosphate ion homeostasis. Bases 1 to 2007 code for a protein of 668 amino acids. Gene Ontology annotation, molecular function: sodium:phosphate symporter activity.
AUGUCAUCUCGACCUAUAACUAUAGUGUCCUCUAGACGGAGCACAGGGCUCGACUACGAUGGGUUGAGGAUUCACAGCACUCAGCUCUCCUCACAGGCCAAACUCCCGCUGGAGGAGGACAGGGAGUCUGGCAUCGGCUCCACACUUGACAUCAGCAGCAGCAUUGAGGGCAACAACCAACAUACCAAUCACCACUCCAGUACAACUUCACUCAGGGAGGCAGACAGACUCCCUAAAGAGAAAGAUAGCUCUCCACAGGCCACAGCAGUGAGUCCAAACAAAAUCAAGCAUCUCCUUAUAAAUCUAUCCAAGAUCCCUCUCCUCUUCGUCCUCCUCUUCUUCUUUGUUUGCUCCUUGGACACACUGAGCUCUGCCUUCCAGUUAGCAGGGGGUAAAGUGGCAGGGGACAUUUUCCAGGACAAUGCAGUGCUGUCUAACCCUGUGGCAGGGCUGGUGGUGGGGAUCUUGGUGACUGUGCUGGUCCAGAGCUCAUCCACCUCCACCUCCAUCGUUGUUAGUCUGGUGGCCUCUGGACUGCUAGAAGUGAGGUCGGCUGUUCCAGUCAUCAUGGGGUCCAAUAUUGGGACUUCAGUAACAAACACCAUAGUGGCCAUGAUGCAGGCAGCACAGAGGACCGAGUUUCAACGUGCCUUUGCCGGGGCAACAAUCCACGACUGCUUCAACUGGCUGUCUGUCCUGGUCCUGCUGCCGCUGGAGGUGGCGACUGGCGUCAUGACCCGGCUGUCGCACCUGCUCGUUACCAGCUUCCGGCUUCAGCCUGGGGAGGAAGCUCCUGAGCUGCUCAAGGUCAUCACCGAGCCAGUCACCAAGCUCUUUAUACAGCUGGACAAGUGUGUGAUCACGGGGAUCGCCAUGGGAAAUGAGGACAUGAGGAACAGGAGCCUGGUGAAAGAAUGGUGCCAGGCUGACCUUGUUAUGACGACUGGCAAUGUGAGCACUGAAAACUGUGGCCCCAGUCCGAACAUGUCCCACACGCCACUGAAGUGCAGGCAUUUGUUUGUGUCUACCGAGCUGUCAGACCUCAGUGUGGGCCUGAUUCUCCUGGCAGGCUCCCUGGCUGUCCUCUGCACCUGUCUGCUGCUUCUGGUCAAGCUGCUCAACUCUCUUCUUAAAGGCCAAGUAGCAAAGGUCAUCCAUAAAGUUAUCAACACAGACCUGCCAUAUCCGUUUGGAUGGCUGGCAGGAUUUAUGGCCUUGUUUUUGGGUGCAGGGAUAACAUUUCUGGUCCAAAGUAGCUCUGUCUUUACUUCAGCCAUGACUCCCCUUGUAGGUAUUGGUGUGAUCAGUCUGGAGCGGGCCUAUCCUCUCACCCUUGGGUCCAACAUCGGCACAACUGCCACAGCCCUGCUGGCAGCUCUGGCCAGUCCCGGGAACAAGCUACCAGCAGCCAUACAAAUUGCUCUGUGUCACCUCUUCUUCAACGUCUUUGGCAUUCUGCUGUGGUAUCCCCUUCCCUUCAUGCGUCUGCCGAUAAGGAUGGCUCGUGUCCUGGGUGAGCGCACUGCCAAGUACCGCUGGUUUGCAGUCUUGUACCUUCUCCUUUGCUUCUUGCUCCUGCCCUCGCUGGUGCUGGGCCUCUCGCUGGCAGGCUGGCGGGUGAUGGCUGGCGUCGGGGGUCCUUUUCUGGGUGUGACCAUCUUCAUCGCCAUGGUAAAUGUGAUGCAGGCCCGCAGCCCCGGUCACCUGCCCGCUAAGCUCCAGACUUGGGACUUCUUGCCCCAGUGGAUGCACUCUCUCAAACCGCUCGACCGCUUAAUCACCAAGGCAACUGUCUGCUGCAGCUUCACAUGCGAGGAAGAGCAGGGAGAAGAAGAGGAGCACAUCUCGACACAGACCACCUCUAUCGACCUGAAGAAAGAGUCCGCCCAGAGGAAGGCAGAGCUGGCUUAUGACAACCCAGUCUUGGAUUACCUGGAUGAGAGCAGACCAGGUGUACGGGUUCUUAAAUUAAAAGGAUUAGAGAGGUGUAACAGCACUCCACUGUAGUCAAACAGAUAACAGAGGGCUAUUUUCUACUCCAUUUUGUCAAUAUUGUGGGAAGAAUGAAAUUGAUAAAACCAUUCUAUAAUGCUUUGGAAAUUAACAGAUUUCUCAUUAUUGAUUGAUUGAUAAUUAGAGAGAGACUCCCAAUGCCAGGAUAAAUAUCAUGAGCUCAGUACGAGAUUUUAACCGCCAAUACAUCAAGUGAGAAUUGACUGAGCUCUGCAGCUGGUACCAGACCAGCUGCAACAGCCAUCUAUAAGCUGUUAUUCCCAUGCUUGAGUCUCAAAACUCAUGAUGAAGAAGGGGGAAAAAGUCACCUCAAGGUCCAUUAAGUAGCUGUUCUGGAUCUUUCUCUCAUAUUAUAUGAUCUUCAUUAGCAGAUAGAGUAUUUCAAUUGUCAAAUGUACAUUAC